Chinchilla lanigera (long-tailed chinchilla) is the source of this 732-nucleotide messenger RNA. RefSeq names its product family with sequence similarity 159, member A (gene Shisal2a). The transcript has 3 exons. The record is from RefSeq and is a predicted model, not a curated record. NCBI's taxonomy places the organism in Eukaryota, Metazoa, Chordata, Mammalia, Rodentia, Chinchillidae. Bases 118 to 711 code for a protein of 197 amino acids.
AGCUCUCGGGCUCCAGGUCCCACCCGCCGCGCCUCCGCCCCUCUCUGCUUCUGUCUGUCUUGCCCCUCCCCGCGGUCUGGUCGUCCAGUCCCCGCCGUCCGUGGUGGCCGAGGCGCGAUGAGCUCCGACUGCACGAGCUAUGUGAGCGCCGAGCAGGAGGAGGUGCGCGGCUUCAGCUGCCCGCUCCCGGGGGGCGAGCCGGACGCCGUCUUCUGCUGCGGCUUCCGCGACCACAAGUACUGCUGCGACGACCCGCACAGCUUCUUCCCGUACGAGCACAACUACAUGUGGUGGCUCAGUGUCGGUGCUCUGGUGGGCCUGUCCAUAGCAGCAGCAGUCCUCCUGGCCUUCAUUAUCACCCCCUGCGUCCUUUGUUACCUGUUCAUCCGCACAAAGCCCCACAGGAAGCUGGACCCAGGCUUAAGCUUACAGAUCACAGGCCCCCAGGAGGUGCCUGACCAGCAAGGCUCGAACACAGUCAUGGUGACGGUGGAGCCCGGAGGGAGCCCUCUCAGGCACAGUGAUGGCUUCUUGAACUCACGACUGGAAAAUGAGGAGGAGCAAGCUGUGGACUCCAAACAGCUCCUCCAGCGCUGCUUUAUAGCCACAGUGACUGCCAGCGACAUUCCAGGCAGUCCAGAGGAAGCCACUGCCCCCGACCCUGACCCCGACCCCGACCCCGACCCAGACCCAUGUGGACCAGUCCCAUAAACACCUAAUAAACGCGACUGC